ACCGCUCGGGCCCGGUGUGUCUGCGCCUGCGCGCGGCGCCGAGGGGACGGGGUCGGACUCAGAAAUGGCGGCCUCCGUGCUCUACAGCUGUCUGCGGGCCGCCGCCACCCUUAGGAGCCACCAGUCCCGGACGGCGCUGCGGGCCGCCGCCCAGGUAUGGCGGCCCAGCCCGCUCUCGCUUCGUGAGUCGGCAGGAGAAAGGGCGAGGUUUUGGGAAGUUCUGGAUUAUUUAACAACCAUGUACUCCAAAUACAGCAGCCACAGCAAAGGCAUCUCUCACUCCAUGAGUACAUGAGCAUGGGACUGCUGCAAGAAGCUGGUGUCUCUAUUCCCAAAGGACAUGUGGCAAAGUCACCAGAUGAAGCUUAUGCAAUUGCCAAAAAAUUAGGUACUAAAUCAAGAAUAACUUGUGCCA
Messenger RNA from Manis javanica (Malayan pangolin), 415 nucleotides. The record is from RefSeq and is a predicted model, not a curated record. Lineage: Eukaryota; Metazoa; Chordata; Mammalia; Pholidota; Manidae.